Plectropomus leopardus (leopard coralgrouper) is the source of this 2386-nucleotide messenger RNA. NCBI's taxonomy places the organism in Eukaryota, Metazoa, Chordata, Actinopteri, Perciformes, Serranidae. The record is from RefSeq and is a predicted model, not a curated record.
UAGUUUUUGUGGUAAUGGAAUGUAAAUUUACUGUCGGUACCUGUCUGUAGUGAUGCUUUACUACUGUAUUACGUGUGUCAAAAGCUAACUUUAAGCACACUGACAUUUCAGUGUUAGUUUUUCUAGCGCAGCUACUGUUCAAUAUGCUAGCUAAGCUACGCGGUUAGCCAGCUGGUUGUCUGCAUCAUAUUAGCUGACAGGAGGCUAACAUUAAGCUUUUUGGUCUUGUUUGACAGCUCGGGAAAGCAUGUGCAAUAAACCGCGCUGCCUUAAUGAAAGUAGCUAACGUAUUUAUUAUGUUACGUAGCCAUGCAAAUAGCUAACAUCUUUGUCAUAGAAGUUUGCCAUUGUGAAAGAUGUUUUGAAGCAACUCUGCGCAUCCUUGUGCUCCAUUUAACUGUAAACAGACGGUGACAUUUGUGUUGUUUUUGUGUGCAUUUUGCUUUUAUUUGCAGUAAGUUACUAGCUGACGUUAGCUAGUAAUGUCUCUAACGUUACCAUCCGCUGAUAUACUUGAAACACCUCCUGGAUAUCCGUUUGAAGAAAUCAACUAUGAGGAUAUUGAAGUUGAGGAGGUGGUGGGGAGAGGAGCCUUUGGUGUUGUUUGCAAAGCCAAAUGGAAAGGCAAAGAUGUUGCAAUCAAGACCAUUGAGAGUGAAUCGGAGAGGAAAGCCUUCAUUGUUGAGCUCCGGCAGCUUUCACGUGUGAAUCACCCCAACAUUGUGAAGUUGUAUGGCUCCUGCAAUAACCCAGUCUGCCUUGUGAUGGAAUAUGCUGAAGGAGGGUCGCUGUACAAUGUGCUGCAUGGUGCUGAACCCCUCCCCUAUUACACUGCUUCCCAUGCCAUGAGCUGGUGUGUUCAGUGCUCCCAGGGCGUGGCCUAUCUCCAUGGCAUGAAACCAAAGGCUCUCAUUCACAGGGACCUCAAGCCACCCAAUCUGCUUCUAGUGGCAGGCGGCACCGUGCUGAAGAUAUGUGACUUUGGAACAGCAUGCGACAUUCAGACCCACAUGACCAACAACAAAGGUAGUGCAGCCUGGAUGGCCCCGGAGGUAUUUGAAGGCAGCAAUUACAGCGAGAAGUGCGACGUGUUCAGCUGGGGGAUCAUUCUCUGGGAGGUGAUCACUCGCAGGAAGCCCUUUGAUGAAAUUGGAGGACCAGCUUUUCGCAUUAUGUGGGCCGUGCACAACGGCACAAGACCUCCUCUAAUCAAGAAUUUGCCCAAGCCUAUUGAGAGUCUGAUGACUCGCUGCUGGUCUAAAGAUCCGUCUCAGCGGCCUUCCAUGGAGGAGAUAGUGAAGAUCAUGACUCAUCUAAUGAAGUACUUCCCAGGAUCUGAUGAACCCCUGCAGUAUCCAUACCAGUAUUCAGAUGAGGGACAGAGCAACUCUGCAACUAGCACAGGUUCAUAUGUGGACUACACUGGCACCAGCACCAGCAACAAAAGCGACGCAAACAUGGAACACAGUGACUCUCAAGGGAGCAACGACACUAUCAAGAUUACGCCUCAGUUUGCUCCUUAUUUCAAACCAAAGGCAGACCCACUGAGAACGCUGCCUCUGUCCAGGGGCGGCAGCGUGGAGAGCCUGCCUGCACGAACACAGUGCCUGGCAUCGUCUGACAGCAAAAGAAUGAGCGCUGACCUCUCGGAGCUGGAGCCCAAAAUGCCAUUUGCACCUGCAGCACGUCCGCAGUAUAAACGAGGCCAUCGUAAAACGGCGUCAUUCGGCACCAUUCUGGAUGUUCCCAAGAUCGUCGUCACAGCCACAUGUGAGCCUCAGAGACGUCGAUCUGUGCAGGACCUGCCCGGCAUCGGCACAGAGUCCAGCCAGGGGAGCAGGAACAGCAGCCGGUCCUCCAGUCCCAGUGUGAGGAUGAUGCCACCUGAUAAGACGAGCAGCAGAGGUUACUUCUCCCCUGAUGACCCCACAGACACAAACGGCUCAGACAACUCCAUUCCCAUGGCUUAUCUGACCCUGGAUCACCAGCUGCAGCCUCUCGCUCCCUGUCCCAACUCCAAAGAGUCCAUGGCCGUGUUCGAGCAGCACUGCAAGAUGGCCCAAGAAUACCUGAAAGUGCAAACAGAGAUCGCCCUGCUGAUCCAGAGAAAGAAGGAGCUCAUCGCUGAACUGGACCAAGACGAGAAGGACCAGCAGAACACGUCCCGUCUGGUGCAGGAGCACAAAAAGCUGCUGGAGGAGAACAAGAGUCUGUCCACAUACUACCAGAAGUGCAAAAAACAGCUGGAGCUGAUCCGGGUCCAGCAACAGAAGAGACAGGGCACGUCGUGAUGAGACAGAGACAUUAUGAACUGCUUCUAUCCCUUCCCUCCCCGCCCGACCCCCCCCCCCCCCACUCCACCCCUCCUCCUCCUCCCCUGCACUAU